Messenger RNA from Anopheles stephensi (Asian malaria mosquito), 2489 nucleotides. RefSeq names its product zinc finger protein weckle-like. Gene Ontology annotation, molecular function: zinc ion binding. The record is from RefSeq and is a predicted model, not a curated record. The transcript is spliced from 3 exons. NCBI's taxonomy places the organism in Eukaryota, Metazoa, Arthropoda, Insecta, Diptera, Culicidae. Gene Ontology annotation, cellular component: nucleus. Bases 224 to 2023 code for a protein of 599 amino acids.
UAAAAAACGUAAACAAUUUGUUGGGAGCAAAACAAACGGAUGUGUUUAUUUGCCACUUAGCUUAACGAUAAAAUGAGUUUUUGCACAGUACGCUUAUGAUUAUUCGAAAAACUCCAUUUUGCCAGCUAUCUCCAAGUGAUUAGUACCAUAAGUGAACGUUAAAAUGUGAUACAACUUAGGCACAGCACCUUCUUCGUUACCAUUCCUCAUUCGUUCAUCCAGGAUGCAGAAGGAAGAUUUUUCCUUCGACGUGAAUAAAAUAUGCCGAUUGUGCCUGCAAGAGCUGCAGGAUGGUUCGUUUCUGGAUAUCUUUACGAUGAAUCUCCCGGUUAGCCCACUGGCAAUGUUAAGCCGCUGUGUAACGAUAGAAAUCUACGAAAAAGAUGGAUUACCCUCGGCCAUGUGCAACAACUGCUAUUACCAGCUAGAAACGGCCUUCGAGUUUCGCAAUCGAUGUGAAUCGUCCGAUCGAAAGCUUCGCGUGUAUCAAAACAUCCCCAACGACGAUGGCAAAAAUGAGCUAUUGCUAUCGAUAAACGAGCAUACGGACAACGGAAGCAAGGAGGACGACAUUUACGCUGCCAUGUCGGAAAUAUUCGGACCGGAAGAGGAAACAGCUCCACUAAUUACACCGCACACGCUGGGCAAACUGCUGGAAGACGUUCCGAAGGAACCGCCCAAAGAAUGUCCAUCUCCCAGGCCACCCAAGAAGGUGAAAAUCAAACGUCAGAUCAAGAAAAAGGCCCAGCUAGACAAGUUGCUCGAGAAGCACAAGGAAAAACUGUGGCUAGAUAGUACGAAGCUGAAAAUAUUUCGUCAACGGCAAACAGUACCGAAACGAUCGGUGCUUGGUAAAAAGCUGGAAAAGGCACGGAAAGUGCUCGACCCGGAAGAACGCCCAAAGCCGGACGAAGAACAGCCCUUCAAGUGUACCGUCUGUCAGCAACAGUUCUCGCGCUCCAGCUACCUACGGCUGCACCAGCGAAUACAUAGCAAUGAGCGCAAUUUUCAGUGCGAAAUCUGUAGCAAACUGUUCCGCACAUCCAGCAAUCUGCAUGCGCACCUGAAAACGCACACGGAGGAAAGGAACCAUUCGUGCGCCGUGUGUAAACGAGCAUUUCGAACGGCCCGGGACUUGGCAAGCCACAGUGAAACGCACAGCGAGCAGAAAGGCUACGUGUGCCAGAUUUGUAGCAAAGGGUUCGUUAAGCAGUCGUACCUGAACACGCACAUGAACACUGUGCACGUGGGGCUGAAGCGUUACCGGUGCCAGGAGUGUGGGAAACAGUUUUCCAACAGCUCGAACCUCAUAGCGCACCGGCGCAUACACACCGGCGAGAAGCCGUACCAGUGUGGCGAGUGCGAUUCCAAGUUCAAUCAAUCGUCCGCCCUGACCCGCCACAUGCGGCAGCAACAUCGACCGGUGCCACCAACCCCGGAACCGAUUCCGCUACCGGUUAGCCGUGAAAGUGAACCGGAGGAACUGUCGAUCGAGGUGGACGAAAAUCGGUCGCUGGAAAGUGCCGCCAGUUCGGAACUUUCGGUGGCGACCUCUCUGAUGGACAGUCAGUCUUACUCGUACGGUGGCAUGCCGUACGCACAAACGUUUGUACCUCAACCAUCAGCAUCACCACCACCGCCGGCCCAGUCCGCGCAACACUUUAGUCAUGUAUCGCACCAACAUCACCAUCUGCAUCAUUCGCAUCUGGCGGCUGGCCAGCAGCACCAUCCCUACCCCCAUCCGCACCAUCAUCGACAUCACCAGCAGCAGCCGCCGCAUCAUCACCACCACCAUCAUCACCAUUCGCAACCGAUCAUUCAUCAAUCGAUGGCGGUUAACCAGCCGGCAGGGAAUCUCUACACUGCCGAAUAUCUUCCACCGUACCACUCGACGGCCCUACCCACCACGCAGCAAACACACUACGAGCUCGGUGGGUACGACAUGUGCUACAGCAUGCCUGCGUCGACCGUACUAAACCCGAGUCUGAUGAACCCGCAACCGACGUACAUAUUCGAUCAGUGACGGGCAUGGAAGGCUAUUUGCAAAAUAAACCAACCAAACAAUAACAACCGGCUGGUCGUUGGUAUUCUUUAUGGCGAGGACAGUCUUAGGAGAUAUAUCAAGUGUAAUUUACUGCGGUCAGGUAUUGCUGUUUAUAUGCCGUAAUGUGCUCUAUCUCUAACUCGUCUUGAAUCACGGCUAAGUUUGUAACUAUGCCAGUGUCCAUCUUUACUAGUCAGGUGAAGUAGGAUGGAUAACUCUCAGGGCCCUUGGGGACUGCGUCGGGAAGAUGGGAUGGACUCUAUUGAACAUUUAUAGCCCCAGAGCUACAUUUAGCCUAAGCAUUCUACGAGAAUGAGACGAGAUGAGAGAAUGAGAAUCUGGGGCGUCAGGUGCCCAGCUUGUUUCUAGGCCUGUCGAAUUCUACCGAUUAACCUUUGUUGCCUAUCUUUCUUCGAAAUAAACAAACAUUCGUUGUACGUAACUA